AUAUAUUUUUAUGUAAUAGGUACCUAAUUAAUUCACAAAUAUUGUUAUUCUCUUGGUAGUUAUUACUUAUUACUACCUACUUAUUAUGUUAUUAUCCAUAGACAAUCGUUUAAACUCGGAAUGUUAUAAUGUUAUGUAACAUUUAAAUCCAAAUUACUUUCCUAAGUAAAUGGUUAGAAAUCUGUUUAUACUGAAUAGAUACCUAAUAAUUAUAUAUUAUUUCAACUGUACCUAAAUAAAUAGUCUUUUUGCUUAAAAAGUUUAUUUACCUAUAACUGAAUAUGUUGACAACAACAAAAACUAAAUAUGAACCCGAAAGGACUGAAUUGACUAAUGAGUCAGUUUUAAUCAAGCCCAAUUUGAAAGGUGAUUGGUUAAACUUUUUUAUGUUACUUUUACUUUAUACAAUGCAAGGCUUGCCUUUGGGCUUAUCUUCAGCUAUUCCGAUACUUUUACAAAGCAAGAAAGAUACAUCGUACCAAGACCAAGCUUUAUUUAGUUUAGUAAUAUGGCCAUUUAGUUUGAAACUCUUAUGGGCUCCGUUAUUGGAUUCACUAUAUGUACAAAAGAUUGGAAAGCGAAAAUCUUGGCUCAUACCUGUUCAAUAUUUAAUUGGAAUAAUAUUACUUUAUAUGGGUAACAGAAUUGAUAUCUUGUUACCUGAAAAAGGAAAACCAAACGUUAUGGUACUAGUAUAUCUCUUCUUCAUUACAAACUUCUUAUCUGCCACUCAGGAUAUAGCUGUUGAUGGUUGGGCUUUGACAAUGUUGAAAAAGAAUAAUGUAGGCUAUGCAUCUACAUGCAAUACAUCUGGUCAAAUAAUAGGCGUGAUGAUUGGUUCUGUAUUUGCCAUCUUAUUUACAUCUGAAGACUUUAGCAAUAAAUACUUACGAAUUACAACUGGUGUAGAAGGGAUUGUGUCUAUGAAAACCUUGUUGUAUAUUUGGGGUAUUCUAUUUAUAUUGAUAACAACAAUGAUUGCUAUAUUCAAAAAAGAAAAAGAUAAUACACAAGAAGAUGGCUAUGUAAAGCUCAAUAUCUCUAAAACCUAUUCACUAUUAUGGGAUAUUAUGAAGCUUCCCAGUAUACGGAUAUUGGCAAUAGCUUUAUUGACGGCAAGGAUUGGAUUUGCUGCAACAGACAGUAUAUCAACUUUAAAACUUAUUGAUGCUGGUGUAUCGAAAGAUGACAUCAUGGUUAUUAACACUGCAAUGUAUGUCGUAAAAAUGAUUAUACCUUUAAUUAUAGCAAAGUACACUUCAGGACCAAAACCAUUAAGCUUAUAUCUAAAAGUAACACCCAUCAGAUUACUUUGGAACAUUGUAUUUAUUGUAUUAGUAUACUAUACACCAAAAAUUAUAAAUAUUAAUGGCGUGGUAAAUAUUCCAAAAUAUUACUAUGCAAUCUUGAUUUUUAUAUUAUCAGUACAAGAAGUCCUUUCAUACAUGAUGUUUGUGGCUAUAUUAGCCUUUUUCUCUCGGAUAAGUGAUCCUCGUUUUGGUGGUACUUACAUGACAUUGUUAAAUACACUUUCAAAUUUAGGAUUUGUAUGGUCAUCUACUGUAGCACUUCAAUUGGUUGAUUUGUUAACAUCGAAAGAAUGCUCAUUCGACGCCAUAAAUAAUUGUUCUACAUUAGAUCUUCAAAAUGUUUGUAAAUCUAAUGAAGGAAAUUGCAUUGUUACAAUUAAUGGCUAUUACAUUGAAAUUAUUCCAUGCACAAUUAUUGGAAUUGCUUGGUACAUUUAUUUUAGAAAUAUCUUAAAAAAUCUUCAAAUAAGAAGUCCUUCUCAUUGGUUGGUAAAUGUAAAGAAACCAGUAACAGAAAAUAUUGAAGAGUCAUACCCUUUGGCUGUAACAGCGUAAUGUUAUUGUGUAUUUAGUUAUCCAUUUAAUCAAAUAACCUAACUUCACUAUUACAUGUAAUGACAUAUACCAUCUGAUUUUACCAGUUCCAUUGAUAUUGGGAGUAUUCAUACAACUUGAUAUUUAUUUGUAUCAUUUAUUAAUCAUGAUGUAGGUAUAUGAAUAUAUAAUAAUAGUAAAUUAGAACCAAUUUACACUGUAAAGUAUGUAUGACUAAUAAUAAAUUAUGCUAUCUUUGAUAGUAUUCUCUUUAAUAUUA
Molecule: messenger RNA, 2124 nt
Organism: Myzus persicae (green peach aphid)
Lineage: Eukaryota; Metazoa; Arthropoda; Insecta; Hemiptera; Aphididae
Product: acetyl-coenzyme A transporter 1-like
Exons: 10
Coding region: 282-1865 (527 amino acids)
Cellular component (GO): membrane
Molecular function (GO): acetyl-CoA transmembrane transporter activity
Source: RefSeq, a predicted model, not a curated record